AUGUCCUUCGAAACCUACAUACAACGCGCAGACGACUACAUCACCAAGCAGAUCCACAAAUUUGAGCAGCAAAAACGCGGAAAUAGAUCACCACCCCGCGCACAGGGAUAUCAUCAGAUGUCUGGAUACCAGCAGCAAGGUCGGCCGCCGUCUCAAGGCGGCUAUCCUAGCAGCCCUGCUCCACAAGACGGUCCACGACCAGCACCCCAAGGCUGGGCACAAGAGUAUGAUGCAAGAAGUCAGCGUUGGUAUUACGUCGAGAGAGCUACAGGGAGAAGCCAAUGGGAACCACCAUCGUUUGCACCGCCACGCGCCGCUACAUUCCAGCCUGACGUCCGCAUGCCCAGUCCAUACCAACGGUUCAACCGGGAAGACGAGCAGAGUCAGCGGUGGCGCGAGCGAUCCAAUUCUCAGCCUCAACGGCCAGGGUCAGGUGUAAGUGGACAUGGUCAGUUCCUGGACCCCAGACAAAAUGCUGCAAUUGGAGGCGGUAGUGCUAGCCCGGCUGGAUUGCACACCCAGUUGCCACCAGGAUCGUAUCUGGAUAUGAAGACUGGCAAGGUCGUUAGUAGUAUGUUCCCAGAGGGCCAGACACAUCAGAGUUGGCAACAGGAGAUACAAAGGAUAUGA
Alternaria atra is the source of this 630-nucleotide messenger RNA. RefSeq lists its product as uncharacterized. Gene Ontology annotation, molecular function: protein binding. The record is from RefSeq and is a predicted model, not a curated record. NCBI's taxonomy places the organism in Eukaryota, Fungi, Ascomycota, Dothideomycetes, Pleosporales, Pleosporaceae. Bases 1 to 630 code for a protein of 209 amino acids. The transcript has a single exon.